Gymnodraco acuticeps is the source of this 897-nucleotide messenger RNA. RefSeq names its product voltage-gated potassium channel subunit beta-2-like. Gene Ontology annotation, molecular function: transmembrane transporter binding; potassium channel regulator activity; voltage-gated potassium channel activity. The transcript has 11 exons. Lineage: Eukaryota; Metazoa; Chordata; Actinopteri; Perciformes; Bathydraconidae. Gene Ontology annotation, cellular component: membrane; voltage-gated potassium channel complex; juxtaparanode region of axon. Gene Ontology annotation, biological process: regulation of potassium ion transmembrane transport; potassium ion transport; transmembrane transport. Bases 10 to 897 code for a protein of 295 amino acids. The record is from RefSeq and is a predicted model, not a curated record.
GAGGAGCUGAUGACACUGGCAUAUGAAAAUGGGAUCAAUCUGUUCGACACAGCUGAAGUUUAUAGUGCUGGAAAGGCUGAAUCUGUCUUGGGAAGUAUCAUAAAGAAGAAAGGAUGGAGGCGGUCAAGUUUAGUCAUCACCACCAAAAUCUUCUGGGGCGGAAAAGCAGAAAUGGAAAGAGGAUUGUCUAGAAAACAUAUAAUUGAAGGUCUGCGGGCAUCACUAGAGAGACUUCAGCUGGAGUACAUAGAUGUUGUUUUCGCUAAUCGACCAGACCCUAACACUCCAAUUGAAGAGACUGUGAGGGCAAUGACUCAUGUGAUCAACAAGGGGAUGGCCAUGUAUUGGGGGACAUCACGAUGGACCUCCAUGGAGAUUAUGGAGGCAUACUCCGUGGCUCGACAGUUUAACCAGAUACCACCCAUCUGCGAACAGACAGAGUAUCACAUGUUCCAGAGGGAGAAGGUAGAAGUGCAACUCCCUGAACUCUUCCACAAGAUAGGCAUUGGAGCUAUGACAUGGUCUCCACUGGCCAGUGGAAUCAUCUCAGGGAAGUACAAUGGUGGGAUCCCGCCCUAUUCACGUGCCUCGCUUAAGGGUUAUCAAUGGAUGAAGGACAAGGUCCUGAGUGAGGAGGGGCACAGGCAGCAGGUGAAGCUAAAAGAGCUGCAGGCAGUUGCUGAGCGAAUGGGCUGCACUCUGCCCCAACUGGCUAUUGCAUGGUGCCUGAGGAACGAGGGGGUGAACUCUGUCCUGCUGGGAGCGUCCAGAACGGACCAGCUGAUGGAGAAUAUCAAAGCAAUACAGGUUCUGCCGAAGUUAUCACUGUCCAUUGCAUCUGAGGUGGAUAACCUGCUGGGAAACAAGCCCUAUAGUAAAAAGGACUUCAGAUCCUAG